Messenger RNA from Arvicanthis niloticus (Nile rat), 2025 nucleotides. Its product is annotated as thiol S-methyltransferase TMT1A. Gene Ontology annotation, molecular function: S-adenosylmethionine-dependent methyltransferase activity. The record is from RefSeq and is a predicted model, not a curated record. NCBI's taxonomy places the organism in Eukaryota, Metazoa, Chordata, Mammalia, Rodentia, Muridae.
GCUUGGGUGGGUGGCGUGGAAGUACACACUAUGCACUACCGCCGAGGCAGGAAACUAGCUGCAGCCUCCAGACCCAAACAAAGCCAGCUGACACCUCCUUCCUCCCUGAUUGGCGCUGGAGCGAGGCCAGGAGCCUGCGCCCUGCUUCUUCAGGAGACACUCCGGGCCGUGGCCCUUCUCCUCUACUCGCAAAGAUGACGCUCGCCGUCCUGGUCCUGCGGCUGGUGGUCUGCAUCCUGGCGCUUCCCAUGUUUCUGCUGAACCUUCUAGGCGUGUGGAGCUGGGUGUGCAAAAAGUGGUUUCCCUACUUCCUGAAACGCUUCACCGUGAUGUACAACGAGCAGAUGGCGAGCCGAAAGCGGGAGCUCUUCAGCAACCUGCAGGAGUUCGCGGGCCCCUCGGGGAAGCUGUCACUGCUGGAGGUGGGCUGUGGCACCGGGGCCAACUUCAAGUUCUAUCCCCCCGGGUGCAGGGUCACUUGUAUCGACCCCAACCCCAACUUCGAGAAGUUCCUGUUCAAGAGUGUCGCAGAGAACCGGCAUCUGCAGUUCGAGCGCUUCGUGGUGGCGGCCGGAGAGAACAUGCACCAGGUGGCCGAUGGCUCUGUGGACGUGGUGGUCUGCACCCUGGUGCUGUGCUCGGUGAACAACCAAGAGAAGAUUCUGCGCGAGGUGCACCGAGUGCUGAGGCCGGGAGGGGCCUUUUACUUCAUGGAGCACGUGGCAGAUGAACGGUCCACUUGGAAUUACUUCUGGCAACAGGUCCUGAAUCCUGUCUGGUUCCUUGUUUUUGAUGGAUGCAAUCUAACGAGAGAGAGCUGGAAGACAUUAGAGCAGGCCAGCUUCUCAAAGCUGAAGCUGCAGCACAUCCAGGCACCACUGUCCUGGACUUUGGUGCAGCCCCACAUCUACGGCUAUGCUGUGAAAUAGUGUGAGGUGGUGGGAGAGCUCUGCUCUGUUCCGCUGGUUUAAGGCUUCCGUUUUAGAUGUAAAAUUCUAACUGGGAGAGGGAAAAAUCAAGUUGAUCCACACAGGUUUCUGCUUAGCCGUUUUCUAUAUUGUCUCCCACCGAAUCAAAACCAAAUCAGAGCAGCUUUGAACUCUCCCUCCAAAGGGACCAAAGGUCUCUCAUAGGCCUUUGAUAAGGAAGCAGUGAAGAAACUUUACAGUUUGCAAACCAAAUAAAUGAAUCCCAGUGGAGAGAAAACCCACAGCUGACUAACACAGGAACCCCCCCCCCCCCCCCCCCCCCGCCUACCCCCAUCCCUGUAAAAAAGAAUCAGAAUCCACUUGCUAUGCUGGUGUCACUAGUCUGUCUGCUUUUGCUACCACCAGUGCUCGGGCCAGCGGCUCUCCAUCCCUGGGCUCAGGGUUUUGCCAAUGCCUGCUGCACUGUCCUGCACUCCACAGCUUUUAUAAGUGCACCUGACACACCAGCGUCAUCACAGAACUGCACAGAACGGUUGGGAAGUCUCUGUUUAAUUUCCCUUUCUUAUCUAGCACAUACCUUGCUGAAUAUAAUUACCAUAGGCAGUGAAAGGCAACUACAGUUAGGGAAAUGGGUACAGUAUGUGGGGGACCCUAAAAGUAAUUCAUGAGAGUAGUUAGCAAGGACUGGGAGGGAUUCUUCUGAUCAAAUUUCACUGGUCCUGAGUGGGUGUGGUGGCACAGCCUUAAUCCCACCACUCAGGAGGUGGAGGUGGAGGCAGAGGCAGAGGCAGAGGCAGGUGGAUCUCUUUGAGUACAGCCUGAUCUACAGAUGGAGUUCCAGGGACAGCCAGAGCUACACAAAGAAACCCUAUAUCAAAGGAAAAAAACCAUCCCACUGGUCCUGAGAUGAAACCAUGGACAUCACUGUGUUCAUAUAGAGAGCGAGCCUGGGUGGGCCCAGGGGUUUCAGCUGCAUUUGUAUGUAUGGAAACAAAUGUGUAUUUUCUGAGAUGACUCUGUAGAAGUUCUAUUUUAAAUAUUAAUCAAUAAAUUUAUAUUCAUUUAAUAAUGAAAAUAAAUGGUUUCUGUGUCUUCC